AUGCUUAGGCGCACUUUUGCUGUAUUGCAGAAGGGCGAGAGAGGUCUGUAUUUUCCCAUUAAUCACCGCAUAGUUGAUCGCAGAAUAGCUCCUGGUGUGACAACAGAGGAGGCGGAUGUACAAUCACGGUAUCGUCGUGAGCUGCGGACGAGUUUCACAACAGGAGAGACACGACAGACAACACCCCCCGCGUGGAGUGCAGAGGUGCGGCCUACGCAUUUUUUGUCUUUACGUCUUCCGGUGAAGAAUGUUCUUGGUGGACGUGUAAAGGAGAUGCAUGAUCAUAUCCUUUUUUCUCACCAGCAGUAUGCCCCUUUACUUGUCCCCCUUGCAAAAUUACACAUUACAUUGGGUGUAAUGACUAUUCCAGAGAUCGAGCAGAAGGAAAUGCUACCACUCAUUCAUGAUGCUCUUGCUGAGGUGUUUUCAUCAGUUCAUCCAUUACAACUUCGCUUUAGAGGAUUGGGAACAUUUGGAUUCGGUCGUGUGCUGUUUAUCCGUGUUCUUCCCGAGGCAGACUUUAGUACUCUGGAUUAUGCAGUGUGUCAGAUUCGGCAAAGAGUUGGAGGCAAGUUGCGUGUGGAUAUAAAGGGCAAUCCACAUGAUUCUUAUGUUCCUCACAUAACCGUAGCAAAAAUUCGACCCAGUCAAAAGGCUCAGUUUGGUAGUAAAAUACCACAUUCUUUAUGGGCUGAGUUUCAGCACCAUAACUUUGGUGAUGUUACAUUUUCGGUAGUUGAUGUAUGUCGCAUGCAAAGCAUUAAAGAUGAGUAUUACCAAACGGAGAGUUCGGUUCAGUUGUCAUAG
Messenger RNA from Trypanosoma theileri, 807 nucleotides. RefSeq names its product A kinase (PRKA) anchor protein 7. The transcript has a single exon. Gene Ontology annotation, cellular component: cytosol. The record is from RefSeq and is a predicted model, not a curated record. The coding region runs from base 1 to 807 and encodes 268 amino acids. NCBI's taxonomy places the organism in Eukaryota, Euglenozoa, Kinetoplastea, Trypanosomatida, Trypanosomatidae. Gene Ontology annotation, molecular function: protein kinase A regulatory subunit binding.